UUGUAGAUACUAGAUAGAUGCCAGUGAGUUGGCGCAACCUCGCCACUUCGUUCAGUGUUCAAUCUCCGUUCCAGUCCGCGCCUUAUAAUAAGCAUUCUAUCCCCAGUAGUUACCUCAGUCGUUGUUCACCAACACUGAGCGCUGAGCGCUGAGCUUCUGCAAUUUCUGACCCAGUACUUAAACCAUUGAGUUCAUUGUCGUACCGUGAUUUGCUUAGCGAUGUCAUUCGCCCUCCUAUCGUCCACACGCUAUGAUCCCUUCCUGAUUUCGUGCCCUUGGAACAAUGAUCCAGACGGGCCAUCACCUUAUUUUCUCCUUCAUUACCAAGCAGACCGUCUCAUCAGGUCUGCCGCGCUCCAUGAUCAGGUUUUCCAAGAAGGAACUACUUUGUCCAAGGUCAAGACAGUAUGCGACAAGGCUGUCCAAGAGCACAAUGAUUCCAGGGGGGAAACUCCGUUGAAGCUUCGUGUCGUUUUGGAUCCUUCUGGAGAGCUCUCUGCUACUGCAUCUCCCGCGAAAGAGUUUGAGAGCGAUCCAACCCUGCCAUCUCUCUUCAACCCCGCAACAGACUCACCCCCCGCGCUCGUCCUCACCAUUCAUAUUGAUACCCAGCCAACAUCAGACACCACAUCGUUGAAGACAACAGAUAGGCGAGCCUAUGACGAUGCACGUGUACGAGCUGGCCUCCAACCUGUAGGUUCAUUAGAUCCACCAGCCAGUCAUGCACCCGAUGAUGUGAUCCUGUACAAUACCCGGAAUAUCGUCACCGAGUCAUCUGUGUGUAAUGUCGCAUUCUAUCGCAAUGGUCGUUGGGUCACCCCUCCUUUGGCCGCUGGUUGUAUAUCCGGUGUUCUGAGACGAUGGCUUAUUGAACAACACCGCAUUUUUGAAGCAGCAGAGGACGAGUUCACUAUAGAUGGCAUCAAGGAUGGCGAGUGGGUACUUGUUUCUAACGGCGUCUUUGGUUGCAAGUUAGGACGGAUUAAAUUGCAUACUUCAGACAAGAUGGACUGAUUAUGCCAAAGACUAGACUACUUU
Molecule: messenger RNA, 1038 nt
Organism: Suillus clintonianus
Lineage: Eukaryota; Fungi; Basidiomycota; Agaricomycetes; Boletales; Suillaceae
Product: aminotransferase
Exons: 3
Coding region: 220-1014 (264 amino acids)
Molecular function (GO): catalytic activity
Source: RefSeq, a predicted model, not a curated record